Molecule: messenger RNA, 222 nt
Organism: Sphenostylis stenocarpa
Lineage: Eukaryota; Viridiplantae; Streptophyta; Magnoliopsida; Fabales; Fabaceae
Source: the annotation of a GenBank genome assembly
AUGAAUAUUGCCAAGAAGACAUACUACACUCUCACCCAAAGUCGCUAUAAACCACGGUCUAGAAGAGAAAAUCAAAAUCCAUAUAUCCUUCCUUCGAACACAACAUUUCUCCAUCGACACAAGAGUUUCAUAAGAGGAGAGAAGAAGAGUCACGAAAAAGGAGAAAGAACCAAAGAGAAGGAGAAGAUAGGUCUCAAAGAUAGAGAAAAAGGUAACGCUUAG